Lampris incognitus (smalleye Pacific opah) is the source of this 7553-nucleotide messenger RNA. RefSeq names its product unconventional myosin-VIIa (gene myo7ba). The transcript is spliced from 48 exons. Gene Ontology annotation, molecular function: cytoskeletal motor activity; protein binding; ATP binding. Gene Ontology annotation, cellular component: cytoskeleton; myosin complex. Bases 51 to 6746 code for a protein of 2231 amino acids. The record is from RefSeq and is a predicted model, not a curated record. NCBI's taxonomy places the organism in Eukaryota, Metazoa, Chordata, Actinopteri, Lampriformes, Lampridae.
GGACCAUCUGAUAAAAACAAACCAUUGUAGAUUGGAUACAACUUUCCAUCAUGUUAGAUUUGAGGAAGGGGGAUUUUAUAUGGGUGGAUUCUAGUAUUGGGGUGCCAAUUGGGGCAGUGGUCGAAUUGACAGACACCGGACAGCUUCAGCUGAUUGAUGAUGAAGGAAAGGUACACAAGAUAAACAGCAAGAAGGCAAACGCCAUCCGACCCAUGCACCCCACCUCUGUAAAAGGUGUGGAUGACAUGAUUAGGCUGGGCGACCUCACUGAGGCAGGGCUUCUCAGGAACUUGCUGGUGCGACACAAAGAGGGCAUCAUCUAUACCUACACAGGCUCCAUUCUGGUUGCAGUCAACCCUUACCAGGUGUUGCCCAUCUACAGCAUAGAGCAGAUACACCUGUACACCGACCGGCGGCUGGGCGAGCUGCCUCCGCAUGUGUUUGCAAUCGCAGACAGCUGUUUCUUCAACAUGCGCCGCAACCAAAAGAACCAGUGCUGCAUCAUCAGCGGAGAGUCGGGAGCAGGGAAAACUGAGAGUGCCAAACUGAUGCUGCAGUUCCUGGCUGCUGUAAGCGGCCAGCACUCCUGGAUAGAGCAGCAGAUUCUCGAAGCCAAUCCCAUCUUGGAGGCCUUUGGCAAUGCAAAAACCAUCCGAAAUGACAACUCCAGUCGGUUUGGGAAGUACAUCGAUAUCAACUUCAACAAGAGCGGGGCCAUUGAUGGCGCCCGGAUUGAGCAGUACCUCCUAGAGAAGUCUCGUGUUUGCCGCCAGGCACCUGAAGAAAGAAACUAUCACAUCUUUUAUUACAUGCUGAUGGGCAUGUCAGCUGAGCAGAAGAAGAUCCUAUCCCUGGAAAAUGCAUCACAGUACAACUAUCUAACCAUGGGUAACUGCACCAGCUGUGAGGGACGUGAUGACAUCAAGGAAUAUGCCCACUUCUGCUCCGCUCUGAAGAUCCUAAUGUUUACAGAAAAUGACUCCUGGGAAAUCUCAAAACUACUUGCUGCUAUCCUUCACCUGGGCAACGUGGACUUUGAAAGCACCAUUGUGAACAACCUAGAGGGGUGUGAGAUCUUCACAUCAACCCAUUUCGACAUGGCCAGGGAACUUUUGGAGGUGGAUCCCAAGGCCCUGGAGAAAAGUCUGACGCUGCGCUCCUUUAUGACCAACAGAGAGAGUGUGACCAAACCUCUCACAUAUGCCCAGGCUACGGAUGGCAGAGACGCCUUUGUCAAAGCUAUUUAUGGAAGACUUUUUGUCUGGGUGGUGGACAAAAUCAAUGCCACUGUAUUCAAGCCUCUCCCAGAGGAUUCGGAAGUGGUCCGACAGUCAAUAGGCCUGCUGGACAUAUUCGGCUUUGAGAACUUCAACAAAAACAGCUUUGAGCAGCUGUGCAUCAACUUUGCAAAUGAACAGUUACAGCAGUUCUUCGUAAAGCACGUUUUCAAGUUGGAGCAGGAUGAGUACACCCAUGAAAACAUUGUAUGGACACAUAUUGAGUACAACGACAAUCAGUGCACGCUGGAUGUGUUGGCUACCAAACCCCUCAACAUGUUGGCCCUCAUUGAUGAGGAAAGCCACUUCCCCAAGGGUACGGAUACCACUAUGCUGCAAAAGAUGAAUCAGGUCCACGGGAAAGGGGGCAUUUAUAUUCCUCCCAAAAACAACUAUGAGACUCAAUUUGGAGUCCAACAUUUUGCUGGAGUGGUCUACUAUGAUUCAAAAGGUUUCCUUGAGAAAAACCGUGAUGCGCUAAGCUCUGAUGUGAUUCAGCUGGUAGAGACCUCUACCAGUAAGCUCCUCAAAAAGGUAUUCUGCAAUGAGCUCUCCCCUGGCACAGUUAAGAACAGCACCAACCCCAGGAUGACUAUCACAACCCCAAAAAACUCUCUCCGGCAAGGAACCGACUCUAAGAAGCGCAUGCUGACCUUGACUGGCCAGUUUCGUCAGUCACUGGAUGCCCUGAUGAAGACACUGACUGUGUGCCAGCCCUAUUUCAUACGCUGCAUCAAACCCAAUGACUUUAAGAGGCCCAUGUUGUUUGACAGAGAGUUAUGCAUGCGUCAGCUCCGUUACUCUGGGAUGAUGGAGACGAUCAAGAUCCGUAAGGCUGGCUAUCCCAUACGCUACACUUUUAACGAGUUCCUGGAACGCUACCGAGUCCUACUGAAAAACUUUGACCCCAACACUGAAAUGGAGACAUGCUGUGAAAGCAUAUGUAAGAAUAUACUCACUGGAGAAAGUGACUGGAAGACUGGCAAGACAAAGAUAUUUCUUAAGGACAUCCAUGACACCAUACUUGAACUGGAGCGAAUAAAAGAACUAAAUAAGAAAGCACUUUUGCUCCAAAGAGUUCUGAGAGGCUACAGAUACAGGAGAGAUUUCCUGAGAAAAAAGGCAGCUGCUCUUGUAAUUCAGAAAUACUGGAGAGGCCACAAAGGCAGAAAGCUUUACAGAGUGGUCCAACUGGGCUUUACUCGACUGCAAGCAAAGGUCCGCUCUCGUCAGCUCCAAUACCGGUACAGUAAAGAGCGGGAGGCGGUCUUGGUGAUACAGACCCGGGUCAGGGGAUUCCUUGCCAGGAAGCAAUUGACGCGCAAGAGAGAUGCUGUGAUCCUCUUGCAAGCACAUACCAGGGGUUUCCUGGCGAGAAAUGCCGUCAAACAGAUGAAAAGAGCCAGAUUCCUCUCUGCUAAAGAGAAACAAGAAGAAGAGCUAGCCAUAUUGGAGAGACAGAAGCGCCUAGAGGAAAUACUGAGGAAGAAGCAAGAGAUGGAGGCCAAUGCCCUGUCAGAAUCUAUCACUGACCAGGAAAUGGUGGACACUUACUUUAGCUUCCUUCCCAAUAUGGUUGGUGGGCAAGAAGGGCAUGCACCUGUGGGGUUUAAGGAUUUGGAUGAGAAAAGGACAGCUCUUGAGCAAGUAGACCUAGAUGAUAUCCCCAUGGUGGAGGACAUUCCUGAGGAAGAUAACAGUGAUCUGGAUGAGUACUCCUUCUCCAAAUUUGCUUCCAUGUACUUCCAGGGUGCAGCCAGCCCCACCCACAUCCGCCAAAGGCUUAGACAGCCUCUUCUCUACCACGAGGACGAAGGAGAUGUGCUCGCUUCGCUCACAGUAUGGUGGAUCAUUUUGAGGUUCAUGGGAGACCUCCCUGAACCUAAGAAGCAGGUCCAAGUCAGUGGUAUGUCCAAAGAAAACUACUCUCUCCCACAAGACUUGGUCUCCAGAAAGGACAGACGUCUGAGUCACAUGGUUGGCCUGGAUCAAAAAGUACUAAGGAGUAAGAAAGACAGAACAUUUUCCACAGUCCCUGAGCAGGCACCUCGAAACAGGAAAGCCUCUACAUUCACAGACUUGCUAACAAGAAGCAGGAAGGUUUCUGCCAUACCAAAUGAGAUGGUUCAAAACCGUAAGACGUACACAGUCCCAGAAGAGACCCCUCGAAACAGGAAGACGUCCAUAUUCACUGAUCUGCUGACUAGGAGUAGAAAGGCAUCCACUAUCCCAGAAAAUGGAGUACCAGAAUCCCCUUCCCCGCUCAAGAGAGCCUCUGUCAUUAUGGAGGAGCCAGAAGAUGAGAGUGAGGUAUCCAAACCUCUCACUAUGCAGACAGUGAAUGAGGAGAACAAUGUAAUGAUUGGAGAGGGACCCUCCCUGGAUCUGCCGAUGACGUCUCUUGAAAAGCUCCACAUUAUUGUGGGAUAUGCUAUAAUCCGGCCCGAUCUCAGAGAUGAGAUCUACUGUCAGAUCUGCAAGCAGCUUCAAGAUAACAACAAUCGUGGCAGCUUUUAUCGAGGCUGGAUCCUUCUGUCCCUCUGCCUUGGCAUCUUCCCACCAACUGAACGCUUUAUCAAGUACCUCCAAAGUUUCCUUCGUUUUGGCCCCGUGGGUUAUGGUCCCUACUGUGCUGAAAGACUGCAGCGCACUGUAAUGAACGGUGUACGCGGGGAGCCUCCAAGCUGGCUAGAGCUACAAGCAACCAAAACGAAAAAGCCCAUAGCUGUGUCUGUGACCCUCAUGGAUGGCCGCACGAUAAGCCUGCCUGUUGACUCAGCAUCUACUUCCAAGGAAAUCUGCAAAAUCCUCUCCCAAAAAGUUAAACUGAAAGACACAUUUGGCUUUUCUCUCUACGUAGCCCUGUAUGAUAAGGUGUGGGCUCUGGGUGGUGGUCGAGAGCAUGUGAUGGAUGCCAUCUCCCAGUGUGAGCAAGAGGUGAAAAGAAAAGGUGGGCAGGAGCAGCAUGCCCCUUGGCGUCUCUACUUCCGCAAGGAAAUCUUCACACCCUGGCAUGACAGCAAAGACGACAGCAUCAGCACAGACCUAAUUUACAAACAGAUUGUGCGUGGUCUGAAGUACGGAGAGUACCAGAGUGAAAAGGAGGAUGAUUUGGUUCAGCUUGCUGCAAAACAUUUAUACAUCCAGCAUGGGUCAGACAGCAGUCCAGAAAAUGUUAAGGCUGUUGUAUUAGACUGCAUAAACACCUCACUGCUUGAGGCCAAGACAGAGGCCAAAUGGUUGCAGAUGGUCAGCGCUGAUCAUGCUCAGGGUUCUUAUGUAAGUUCAAGGCAAGCGGCAGUUGAUGUGAAGGCAGAGGUGGUUGACUAUGCCCGUCAGAAGUGGCCAAUGUUCUUCUCCAGGUUUUUUCAGGUUGCCAAGAUCUCAGGUCCUCCUCUGGCCAACAGCAAGUUCAUUGUAGCCAUUAACUGGACUGGCAUCACAUUCCUGGAUGAGAAAGAGAGAAGACUGCUGGAACUCUCCUACCCAGAAGUCAUUGGGGUCAACACAAUGAGGGAGGGUAAAGCUUUCGGCAACUCGGUCUGCCUGUUGACACUGAAAGGAGAUUUCACUCUGAGUGGGGCAAUGGCUGAGGAAAUGGCAGAGCUGAUCCACCUGUUCCACAGUGGACUGAGAGAGCGCUCUCAGUAUGCCGUGGCUCUGAAGGAAGUCGUCAGGCAAGAUGACCCCACAUUCCUGAGCUUUAAGAAAGGAGAGCUCAUUGUCAUUAUCAAAGAUGAUGAGUUUUCUCAAGACAGUGGCUGGAUAAAAGGCAAAAAUGAGCAGACGGGACAAGUAGGAGCUGUUUCCACCGAGGCCAUUUUAGUCCUACCCACACUCUCCAAACCCACCAAUGAAGUCAUGAGCCUCCUCAACUUGUCCCCUGACCAGAGGAAGAGUGCCAUCCAGGCCGCCCAGAAAGAGAUCGGCACAGCUGGGAGAAUGGCCCCCUUCACUUUGAAAGAGUUCUCCCUCGAGUACUUCAGGCCGUCCACUGUGGAUGUGAACCGUCAGGUGAUUUCCAAGACUGUGUCAGCCCAAAAGCUAUGGAUGAACUGCAGAGAGCCCCUCAGACAGCCACUUUUGAGAAAACUAGUUGGCAACUCUGAACUUAGUCACAAAGCUUGCCUGGCAUUCACUGCAGUCCUAAAGUAUAUGGGAGACUACCCCACCAAACAAACACAGAAUCCUCUUGAGCUCACCGACCAGAUCUUUGGACCAGUCACCCAAAAUGAAAUGCUCAGAGAGGAGAUUUAUUGCCAGAUCAUGAAGCAGAUGACCAGCAAUAACAAUCAGUUCAGCUUAGAAAGGGGCUGGCAGCUGCUGUGGCUGUGCUGCGGCCUCUUUCCUCCCAACCAGCCUCUUCUCAAGCACACACAACGCUUCCUGGAGUCACGCCGCCGAGAGACGCUGGCCUCAGAUUGUCUGCGGCGGUUGCAGGGCUCAGUGAGGAUGGAGCCCAGGAAGCUGCCACCCCACCAAGUUGAGGUGGAUGCCAUUCAGCAGAACAGCACCCAGAUCUUCCAUAAAAUCCACUUCCCCAAUGACACGGAGCAGAUAUUUGAGGUGGCGACCAGUACCAAGAUCAGGGACCUCAUCCAGAGUAUAACAAAAAAGCUCAACCUGGUUUCAGCAGAUGGCUUCAGCAUUUUUGUGAAAACACCGGACAAGGUCCUGAGUUUGAAUGACACAGAGUACUUCUUUGAUAGCCUGAGACAGAUCACUGACUGGUCUAAGAAAGCCAAGAUGGUCAAGGAUGGUGGGCCCGUAAACAUGCCCUACCUUGUUUACUUCAUGAGGAAGCUGUGGUUCAAUGUGAUCCCCGGGAGAGACCCAGAGGCAGAUCUGAUCUUCCAUUACCCCCAGGAGCUGCCAAAGUACCUGAGAGGAUAUCACGUUUGCUCUAAGGAGGAUAUGGUGAAAAUUGGGGCGCUGCUCUUCAUGGUGAAGACCAAUAGUGACAAGAACCAGUUUGUCAUGAUUCCCAAGAUGCUGAGGGAGCUGGUGCCCCAUGACCAACUGAAGGCCAUGUCUGAAAAUGAAUGGAAGAAGAAUAUUGUUGCAACUUAUAACAAACAAGCCGGCAUGACAGCUGAAGAAGCCAUAGUGGCCUUUUUGAAGAUAGUUUGCCGAUGGCCGACAUUUGGCUGUGCCUUUUUUGAAGUGAAGCAAACCUCAGAGCCAAAUUUUCCAGAUAUUGUGCAGAUUGCCAUUGGCAGGCAUGGAGUCACAAUCAUUCACCCGAAAACCAAGGAUCUUCUGGCAGCUCACCCAUUCAACGGUAUUGCUAACUGGUGCAGUGGAAGUACUUACUUUCACAUGACUAUUGGCAAUUUAGUCAGGGGCAACAAGUUCCUGUGUGAAACUUCACUGGGCUAUAAGAUGGAUGACCUAAUAACUUCCUAUGUCAACAUGUACCUCAAUGAGAGGAGGGCUGUGCAAACCAGGAACCAGCGCUUCAACAUUUAAGCAUCAGAUGAUGUGGCAGGAACAUAAUCCAUGUAUAUCUUGAUUCUGCAGUUGUGCCAAUAAGCAAAUAUACUGACUGUAUAGUAUGCGCACACACACACACACACACACACACACACACACACACACACACACACACACACACACACACACACACACACACACACCAUGUCACCCUAUACUUGUGGGGACCCCCUCAUUGAUUACAUUCAUUCCCUAGCCCUUAACUCUAACCAUCUUAACUACAUGCCUAACCUUUACCCUUACCCUAACUUUAACUUAAUCCUAACCUCAACCCUAAACCCAAGUCCUAACCUUAAAAUAGACCAUUUUCCUCAUGGGGAGCCAUAAAAUGUCCCCACAAGGUAGGUGGAGACCAAAUGUCCCCAUUAGGCCAGAAAAACCUGGUGUACACACACACACACACACACACACACACACACACACACACACACACACACACACACACACACACACACACACACACAGUGUGGCAUAGAAAACUACUCUUGUUUUAAUUUCGCAGAGUAUAUCAACAUUACACAUACACAUAAACCUUAAAAAUUCUUUCAAACUGAAACUAGAAAUAAUUUUUAAAAAAUCUGCUAAAUUUCUUGAACAUGGUAGUAUUUGCACAUUCCCAACUGACAAGUCUUAGCCCUGCCUGCUUUGACUGUCUAAUAUUAUUGUGGCUUUCACAAAAGAGUGUAUUUAAUGUGGCACUCAUCAUAUAUAUAUUAUUUUUUUUUGCUGUUUUUUUUUGUUUUUGUUUUUGUUUUUGCUGCCAAACUUGCAAAUAAAAGGUUU